AGAAGGUUUUCAGAUCUUCAGCAGAUACUCUUUCAGAAGAUGAGAGCAAAAGGCAUCAGGCUUCAUGAAGAAUUCUUGAAGGUUAUCCCUUGUAAGUAAUUGAUUCACAUUACAUAUUUGAAAUUCUAAUGAGGUGGCAGUGUAGUAAUGAGGAAGAGGUUGUCAUCGGGUUGUCAUUUAUCUCAAGCAGAAAGCAGUGACUCUGGGUGGAAUUUGUCAAGUCUGUGUGAAGAAAUGCCAGCCCCGUUUGUGGUCGGUGCAGCAAGGCUGCAGAUUUUACAGCUUGUAGUGUAACCUGGGGGAGUCCACAGCAGUGUAAGUGUAGGAUUAGGACCGUGGCUACAAUAUAAGUACUUGUAAAACAAUUUGUGAGAGCAAAGUAUUGAAAAUUGGCAUGUUUCAAAAAGGGAACAAUGCUAAACCUGUGUUUUCCACGAAAAAUAACUUGGCAAUGUGUUGAUUAGCAACCUGUGCCACAGAAUCCAAACUUAACAGGUAACUCCUGGUACUAAAGAAUUAUUCAGACCAGGAUUUACCUUUUAUGAGAUGCUUUAACAUUUUGGAAGCACUGGGAAUCAUGAGUAGAGGCUGCUUGAGUCUGUAUGGGUGUUCUCAUCUACACUGUUAUUAUGAGUUUAUCAGCUUUUUCUUGAGGAGGUAGCGCCCUGUCAUGAUACUUGCUUUCCUUUACUACAGGAGUAUAAUUGAAAAGGUUUUAAAAACCUUUCUGCAUCAGCCAAACAAGACUAUGGUACAAAAGAAGUUGGAAAAGGAAUUGUAAGUGUUACAGAAAAUGUGGGGUUUGUAGCAUUUGCAAAGAGACACAUUAAAUAUGUUGGUUUAUGUGAGUGUGACUAUGCUCAGAUAUUAUCAAUUUAAUAUCUAAGCACAUAUUAAAAAUCAUGAGGGCUUGAGGAACAGUUAAAAUUGCAUGUGUUUCCCAACAUGGCACAGUUAGGGCAGUGGAAAACUCUUUCAGCACUUUUAAUGUGUUCUCUCUCUUUUUCAGGAGCCAGGGAGAUGAAGGACUUAUCUCCCUCAUCUCAAAACUCCCUUUGCUGCUAUUUUUUUUUCUUUUGCCUUCAAUUGUUCACAUACCCAUGUUAAUUAAUUUCUAAUCUAAUUAAAAAUAAAUUGUUUUAGAUAAUUCCUCAUAGUUUGUUUGGUUUUUCCCCUCGGUGUGGAAGCAUGAGAGUUAAGUGUAAGACCAGAGAAGGCUGUAAGUGUCUUAGAUCCUCCACCUUCUUUUUGGUUUCUUUGAUUCGAUUGCCUUUCUUUUGUGACUAGGCCAAAUUUUCAAAUGCUGUCUCUUAAACAGAACAUCAAAUUGCCAUUUAAAUUCCACCUGGCUUGCAGGGUAGGAGUGGGUAUUGACUAUAUUCUCUGCUUUGUUUUUGUUCUUGAACAGAAACCACUGUUAGACAAUGACCAUUCCUCUUUCAAGGUAGGCUGAAUUGCAAGGCUUCAGCAUUGCAGGUGUAUUUUAAAUGCCUGUAUCAUUAUUUCCUUAAUAAUGAACAUGCUGUUAAAGAGCUGGUACUUGAAAAUUGUAUCUCUGGAAAGAAUUUGAACAUAUCCGUUUUCUGCCUUCCUUAAAAAUUACUUUUGAUGGUGUGGUUAUAAUGUGUAAAUGUGACGUGUGUAAUAAUGUGAAGCUGUUUUCAGCCCUAGAGACACAAAUAAGGCUUUCCUUCAAGAAAGUUUUGAGAGCUCUUUAUUGUGAAUACCUACAAAGCAUUUUCAUAAAUCAUGUAAUGGUAUUUAUAGAUACUCAAUGUUAAAUGAUUAAUUUUAGUAGCUUAUUUUUUUAUGUUUCAUUGAUUGAUUUUACUUUUUUAUUAUUAUUUUAGAGUACUUUGUAGAAUUUACAGUAUCCCAGAGAACAGACAGGUAUUUUUAGUUAAUUUUCAUAGAAGGAAAGUGUUUCAAGCGCCUUUUGUGUUUGACUGUAUUGCAAAGCACUUUAAUUAUUUCCUCAUUAUGCUGACUGCUAAAAUAAUAUUCUCUGCCUGUUGUUUGCAGUAUGGUAAAUGUGUGGUUUGGGCAUUGUGAUUCAAGCACAAUCCUGCAAAUUGUUAAUUUGGGGUGGGACUGGAAAAAGGUAAUUCCAGAUUAAAAUACAGUGGUGGCAGAUUGAUGAGGAUUAGCCUAAUUGUCCACCUGAAAACUCAGGUCAUUCCAUUUCUGUAUAUUUUUAAUUCUAUAUUUACAGGACAUAACUGUAGGCUGAACUUGUUGUUUCUUUCCUCUAAUUUUGAUCAUAAACAACAAAUUUGAAUUUAGAACUUAACCUUUAAUGUUCUUAUUCUGAAUCCAUGCUUCAGCUAAGGCUGGUCUUUAAAUGCUCAGUGGUGUGUUGAAGGCCUUGUUAUACUUUACCUACUUUUGGUCUUUCAUGAAUUUUUACACAUCUGAUCCUGUUUGAAGAGCUGAAAAGAAAGCCAUUUGUUCUCAGCGGGCACAAAUCCAUUUUUAACCAUUUUAACCAAACAUGAGUCACCUGUUUUUCCCCCAGGGACACUGUCAGGUGAAAUUGCUUCUGUGCCAAGUAACUUUAUCAGCUGAACUCCUGUGGUCUGACCAAGCUUUCUUUUGAAAUCAGUAGGUUCUCACCUGCCUGCUAGCACUGGGAAGGUGGUCCAGAAUUUUUGUUCAUCUGCUUCUUUGAAAGCCUUGCCCAGCUCCCCAUACCCACUGUUUGCCCAAAUUGUUGUUUGGUAGCUCUCCCAUCCACAGACAUUCCCCCUGAAGUUUUUAUCCAGUUACUUCCCAGCUAUUCUUUUACAAAUUAAGCAGGGCAAGGCCUUUGGCAUAUAUAUGGGAAGUGCCAAAAACCUGAAACGAACGCAGUGCAAAUAAUUGCACAACUUGAUUUAGAUGCUGAUUUUUUUUUCCUUUCCAGACAUGGAAACUUAAUUAUAUGCAUAAUCACUCCUGGUCUUCAUGCUAAAAACAAGCUACUUGUAGUUAAAAAUACAAUAAAUUGGGAUAAGAAAUUGACUCUAUAAGAUGAAAGCAACACCACAGCCAUAUUUUUAUGUCAUUUAAAAGGCAUUUCAAAUAGGCAUUUUAAUUAGGCUCAUGUGAAGACCACUCCUUUACUUUUGGUGCAGCUCCUGUAACCCGUUUUUGCAGAAUAUUGACAAGGCAGCAAAUUUUAUUGGAUAACGAAGGAAAUUAAACUAAACCUGCAAACUCGUAUUUAGGGAAGGCGAUGGAACAAAACCCUUGCAUGUGCAGUGCCUGACACUAAGGGCUGUGUGCCCAAACCUGUUGCCACCAAGGAAGAAUGAAUGUCCUGUGUUCCCAUCACUUUUCCAAAGGAAAAAUGCAUGUGCCCAGUAUUUGCCUGCAGAUGCUGGACCAGGUGGGUGAUCCUACAGCACUGAGGUGCCAUUGGCAUUGUCUGAAGUGUUGCUUAAUGCGCCUGGUACAGUUUCUGUCUGUAUCUAUCUUAGGUAUUUACAAGGCACCUAUCACCUUGGUACCUAAGCAGUUUGAGAAAUGCACCCACCCCAGGAGGGAUGAUGAGAUACAGACAGAGGCCCAGGUCCAGAGCAGCAGAGGCAGGGCCCGGGAAGCUCCCCCGCUGUGUUCCCGCUGUUGUUGGGCUCCUGGCCCUCUUGUUGUGGCCAAGGGACAUCUCCACCCACCUGUCUGUCAGCAGGAAGAGACGGUGCCCCAGCCCUCCCGUGCAGCUCCGCUGGUGGGCAGUCUGAAAAGGAAAGAUAAUGGAAAAGGCAACGAUCCGGUAGCAGAGGUGAAACAGGAAUGGUGGGAUUUCAAAAGGAGGGCUUCUUAAAGAGCAGCACAUCUCAGGGGAGGGAUCAGCUGCCAGUCCAAGUGGCAGAUGUCACUGGGGAGCAAGAUGGGGAGGUUCCUGGAUCCUCGGGGCAAGCCAGCCAUCACCGAGGGAGCUCGCUGUCCACGCCGGCCGAAGAACAGGAAUCCUCGGUGCCUGCCUCUGACGAAGACUCGCCAGCCAGGACCACAGAGAGCUGGCAGUGGCCGCUGUCCUCAUCUGAAACGCACAGCAACGUUGGGGAGGAUUUUGAGGGAUUUCAAACGCCGGCGCGGACUCCAGAGUGCACCAUGGACAUACAGUCUCCCGGGGAUCAGUCACUCAGUAGGACUCCUCAGUUUGAAAGUGACUCUCCUGAGGAGGAGGGAAAUGAUGAGAUGAAUGAAGAGCGCUGCGGUGUUGAGCCUGUCCCUAGGGAUCGGGGUUGGAGAGGGCAGCCCCAGCUAACAGAGGGAGAGAAGCUGUUGAUGGAAACCAACAGUAGGAUUGUGCAGCUGCUGGAAAAUAUCAAGAGGGAGCAUGCACAGUCCAUGGGUCUCAUGUCCCAGUCCAUGGGCCGUAUGGAGCUGCAGCUGGGCAUUGUGGCUACCUCCACAAGAGCCAUCCAUAACUACCUGUCAGAGAUUUUAGCUUUCCUCAAGCAGCCGAGGACACAGGUCCUUGAAACGCGCAUCUCCCAAAGAGCCACCCCCCAUGUCGAGUUGACAUGUGCCUCGACAUGGACUGGUGAGGACGCAGUGGCAUCCUCCACUGUGUGCUUACCAGGGGCCGAAGGGACGAGCGCCUCUCGCGACCCACCGCAGGCCACCCUGCCUUGUCGCAGUGGCCGGCUGCAGAGAGCCAUAACCGAGAGGGCCUCGCUGCCCAUGCCUCCACGCCAGGCAAAAGGGGGAGGGAAGAAAAAAUAACCACUCCAUAGGAUUUUUAGAGUUUUUUUUAAUGUGCCUGUCCUUUUAAUUCUUAGCCAUAAGGCCAUCGGUGGCAGAGUUCAACCAUUUCCUACAUUGGCUAACAUUGUAUUCUGGCUGACUAGAUUAGUCUAACAUUUUGUAGUUUAUAUUUGCACUGUUAACGAUGUGUGCUGCUGGUAUUUGAAGAACAUUUGCCUCUGUUCUUUCACUUUAACUUCAUACAAGCAUUUUUUUACUCUGUGCUAGGCAUUCGUUGCUUUUCUUACAAAUACAAGUCAUUUCUUGAGGCAGCUGUUUUUUGAGUUUUCUUUCUCCAUUAUCCCACCCCCUCUGAGCAAGCACUCGGGACUUGGUGGUAAGUAUAGAGGUCUUGGCAAUACUCGCCUCCCAAACUGUGUUCGAUCAGUCUUUGCCUGGUGUUUCUGGCAUGCCAGCCUGAGGUGUUGGGGUAUAGCCUGUACUGGAUCAUUACCAUUCUUAUCCUCUGUGGGUCUCACCAGCUCACUUCCUAAGACCCUCGGUGGAGCUAAUCCACAUGUCUUGGCUAUGUCGUACAAUAAGUAAUGUUGCCAGGAUCAUACCUCAUAUUUCUCUUUUUGGGGGCUGUGUAGUGAUGUGCCACCAGAUCUAUCUGGGCACCUGACUCUCGUUUUCAAAGUUCAUUUGAUGAUGGAUCUGGUGGCUUGAUGGGCAGCAUUAUACUUUUUCCUCUGAGAGAGUCUGGGUAUUCGGAACAGGAGUCACUAAGCAAUGUGUUCUACGGGGAUAAGACCCAUCUCCUGUAACAAAUCUAUUAGGAGAAGACUGUCCCCUGUAAUUAUCACAGAUAUUAAUUAUUAAAGAAAAAGAAAAAAAAAAGCAACUUGCCUAGCAGCCAGACCUCUUGAGAAUGUAAAAGUCAUGACAUGCUGUUGGGUACUGUGCUACUCUGUCUGUGAUUAAGAGCUUUUCAUCAGAGACGAGACCUACAUCUUGAUAAAACACAACUACUUUCUGUGCCAUUAGGCCAUCCAAUUUCCUGAGGGCUGGCACCCUGAGCAGGGCACGGGUCCCAUUGGUAACCCAACAGGGCAGAUGGAAAUGCACUUUGGCAAUAAAUUACUUUAUGUCUGUUGGUGCUGCCUCUCUCGGGGGAAUUUAAUAUAGUGGCACUCAAAUUGCUAUAUGCAUGCAGAGGCAUCAGACUGGCUUUUACAUGUGGUAUCCCUGACAGUUCUCCGGAAAGAUGCUGCUCCCAGGAGGCCCUGGAGCAGUGGGAACAGGUUCUCACAGGUGUAGCAUGGCUCCUGUGUUUGACUCUCAACAUGCCGUCGUGACUUCUCGGGAAGGUGCAGAGCAGUUUCUAUGGAAAAUGCCAGGGAACAAUUGCAGGCUUAAAAAUCCUCUUCUGUGACUACAGCUGAGCCAUGCUCUUUGGCCAGUGAGAUGUAGACUCUUCUUCCCUGUCUUCCAGUAAGGCUGAGGUUAUUCAGGGCAAAACAGAUCAGAGUUUGUUACUCUACCAGCCAGCCACAACCUUCUCCUGUAAAAGUGUGUGUGUGUGUGUGUGUGCUUGUGGCUGUACUCUGCUAAACGACCGGUUCAAGGAGGAAGUGCAGCUGGCAUGGCCAACCUCCAGUGUAGGCUUUUCCCACAUUCCUUCCUUUUGACCUUCAUCCAGCUGCAUUCCUUUUAAAAAUCCCAUUGGAGGCAGGCUUCUUUGGGCCACUCUAUCAACACACCUCACAGCAGGUGCCAAUUUUUGCAUCAGUUUUGUAGCUUUUUUCUCUUUCUUUUGUCAGGGUUAUUUGUAAAGUUAUCCUAAGAGAAUUUCCCACAGGAGCUUGUGAGCUUCCCCGCUCGUUGGUAUGAGGAGUGCGUGCUGCAGAGUAUUUGAGCUCACGAGGAGGCUGGGAGGAGAGCUAAUUAGUGAGCCUGACAAAUUAUUCCAGUAGGAGUAUAUUUGGAACGUGUGGUUUGGAUGCAGGAGGGGUUUGCACUCUGGUGCUGUGGAGACAAACAGCUCGCGACACAGGCAAGUGAAGGUUCGGCCCAACACGUCUUCUUUCUCUGGGAUGAAUCUGAGUGAGGCUAGCUGUGGUUCAGCCAGUCCAUUUCCUUGGCCUGAAGAGCACGUUUGAUAAGGCAGUGAGGAUGUUUUUAUUUCACGUCGUGCUUUCACUCCGGCAGGGUGGGGCAGUUGUGGCCAGGCGUUCAGAUUUUGACGUUUCCCACAGGACCCGCCAUGUAGCUGCCACCAUUUAGGAUCAGUCUCCACGUGCUGGCUGCUUCUGUGGCCUCACAUUUUUUGUUGUAGUAGCUCCAAAAUGACAACCUCCACUCCACCUUUUCUUUCUGAUCCAAAGGCAGUAGAGCGAGAGAAAGAGCUGUGCAGUGCUGCUGUUGGAAGUGCCAUGCAAGGAAGCCCUAAAGAGUUCCUUGCAAAGCUUUAACCCGCCCUCCUCUCCCAUUUCCUAGUGCUUUGGCUAAAUGUGGCAAAUGGGAGCAGCCAUAGGGUGAGAAGGACUGAAAACCUCUCUACAGACAAGAAACCUGCAAUAAACUCAUGCAAAACCAGGGAUUUUUUCCCCUCAUGGAAAUGGUAGAUGGUUUUAAGAAUGGGUACCAACUGAUAUUUUGGUCAGAUCCAAAAUUAGGAUCUGACUUCUAGGAUUGUCUAGCAAAAUCAGUGCAGUUGCAGGGUAUGUAUGUUUCAUCCCCAGCAAAAAUUUUCAUGCUUUUCCAAGUGUCUGUCAUGGCCUCAUCACUCUUUCCCUGUAGCUUUUUGUUGUCUGAAUGGGUAUCUGGCUACAUGUGUCUGUUCAAAAUAAAGGGGAUCACUUCUUACGUGGUGUAUUUCUAUUUCUCAUGUGCAGAUUUUGAGUGCUUCAGUUUCCAAGGCUUCCUUCUUUCUGUAUCCCAAAGAUCAGUUGUUUGGCUUCUGGGAUGAGAACAAGGGUGGGAGAGCCUUAAGAGGAAUCUCUGCCCUGUUGAAGCUCUUGGUGAUAGAUCCCCUUAUGAAAAGCCUUAAGAAAUGUGACGUGAACUUGGUUUUUUAUUUUUGAGUACAUGUGACAAUUUUAAGAAUUUUUUUCCUUUUCUCCUUCCACUGGAUGAUUUAAACCCCACAAAAAAAAAAAAAAA
This is a messenger RNA of Passer montanus (Eurasian tree sparrow), 7836 nucleotides long. RefSeq lists its product as uncharacterized. The transcript is spliced from 2 exons. The coding region runs from base 3772 to 4710 and encodes 312 amino acids. The record is from RefSeq and is a predicted model, not a curated record. Lineage: Eukaryota; Metazoa; Chordata; Aves; Passeriformes; Passeridae.